Colletotrichum destructivum is the source of this 920-nucleotide messenger RNA. RefSeq names its product Putative oryzine biosynthesis cluster protein J/Cupin-domain-containing oxidoreductase virC. Lineage: Eukaryota; Fungi; Ascomycota; Sordariomycetes; Glomerellales; Glomerellaceae. The record is from RefSeq and is a predicted model, not a curated record. Bases 292 to 885 code for a protein of 197 amino acids. The transcript has 3 exons.
CAUGAUGGCUUCGCCCUUGGAGUGCUUGUGUCGUCGAACCGGCCGGCUGGGAAACAGGAGACAUCGUGAGAUUCCAAGUGCAGCCUCGGAGUUUUUCGCAGAGCGUUCACCCUGGGACUCUGGGCUUUAAAAGAAACAAACUCGAUCCUCUGCUCUGGUUGAGAACAGCAAGCUCCUGCACUCCAUCUUUUCCUCUGCCUACAUCCGACCUCGAAAUCCUUCCGUCUUCCACAUCUUGUUUUAUUUCUCCUCCGUGCGUCUCCGUCAAAGCCCGUACCGUAGACUAUCAAAAUGGCCAACAAGGUUGAGCUGUGCACCGACUUCCCGGCCCCGGGCCUCCGCAACCCGUUCCGUUACAUCACCGGACACAACGGCAACGGCGAUGCCGUCUUCUUGCAGACGGACCAUGGCGACCACCGCGACAUCAUGGUGGGCGGUCUCGGAGCCCAAAACGUCUUUUACAGCAGCAGCGGCAACCCCAUCGAGCUGACGGGAGACGUCGAUCUCGAGUUCGCCAAGCAAAAGCCGUCCCUCCACAUCCCGCAGGGAUGCGUUGUUCGCAUGAUUGACUUCACCCCCGGCGCCGCGUCCGGCAUGCACCGCGCGCUGACGCUGGGCAUUGCCACCGUCUGCGAGGGCGAGAUCGAGCUCAGCCUGGGCAGCGGCGAGGCGCGCAUCCUCCGGCCCGGCGACGUCUCCAUCAACCGCGGCGCCAUGCACAAGUGGCGCAACGUGUCCAACGAGAAGCCCGCGCGCAUCCUGUUCGUCAUGCUCGACGUCAAGCCCAUCAUCGUCAACGGCAAGGCCCUCGAGUUCGACGUCGGCGACCUGAUGAAGGAGUACGCCGACUACGCCGAGGACGAGGGGCCCAACAAGAAGGAGUAGAGAGAGAGAGAAAGAGAGAGAGAGAGAGAGAGAGA